Messenger RNA from Paramecium sonneborni, 1786 nucleotides. The record is from the annotation of a GenBank genome assembly. Lineage: Eukaryota; Ciliophora; Oligohymenophorea; Peniculida; Parameciidae.
AUGUCAAGCUUUACUUUGUAUGAAGACUAUACUCCACCAUCAUGGUCAAUGAGACCUAAACUACCAUUUUAUUUGGAAGUAUUGAAGAAUGGAGUGUUGAUACAAGAGAAGAAAAUUGAUAAUGUAUUUAGAUGAUUAAGAAUAAUAGAAAGCAAUGUAUUUGAUAGGAAAGAAUGAUAAAAUCUGCGAUAUAGUAUUGGAUAAUCCAACAAUAAGUAGAAAGCAUGCAGUAUUACAAUCAAAGAAUACAAAUGAAUUUUAUAUAUAUGAUUUGGGUAGCACUCAUGGAACAUUUGUAAAUAAUGUAAGGAUUCCUACAAAAUUGUUUCAUAAAUUAAAACCAUAUGAUUAAUUGAAAUUUGGAUAGAGUAUUAGGAUGUACAUUUUGAGAUGUGAAGAAUUAGAAAAAGAGGUAAGAAUUGAGUGAUUAGAUAGGAUUAAAGUAUUUAAGAAUAAGAAUUAUAAAAGAGAUAGGACAAAAAGAAAGCAAAAUAAGAAUUUAGGACAUGGAAAGAGAAUUAUAUGAAUUUAUUAUAUUAGAAUCCAUUGUAUAGACAUAUGAAACCUAGAGUAUAUUAUUAAUAUUAAUGAAAAUUAGAAAAAGGAAGAAUCAGAGAUAGAAGGAAUAGAUUGGGGAAUAGAUGAUGAAUAAGAAGUUUAUAGAUAUCAUUAGGAACAAGAAUAUCCUUUGGAGCCAGAAUUAUUACUUUAAUUACCAGGAUUAACAGAAUAAAUUAUAGACAAGAUUAAUAAAUAUAGUGAAAAGUUAUCUACAUAUCGUUAAUAAUAAGAAGAGCUAGACAAUUUAAUUGUUAAAGAGAGAAAGAAUUUUGGAUUGGAUGAAUAAUCAGGUAGGAAUAAAUGUGAUUUGGAAACUAAAGUUUAAGAAUUAGGAUCAGAAUUAGAAAGUUUAGAAAUUGGAUUGAAAUUUGUUUUAUUUGGGGAUAGAGUCUAAAAGAUUAAUAAAUUUGAAUAAUAAGCAUAAGUGAGUUCAGAAGAAGAGGAUGAAUUCUAUGAUAACACUUUAAACAAAAAAUAAUAGACAUAAGAAAUUUAAUAAGUAAAUAAAGAAAUUAAAGUAGAAAGAACUACUGAAUCAUAUUUAUAACUUAAAAAAAGGUUAGAAUAAUUAAUUGAAGAAAGAGAUUACUUAAAUAAUGAAUUAUUAAAUAUUUAAAGAAAUGAAGAAAAGGAAAUUGAUGAUCAAGAUGAAUUAGAUAAUUAUAUGAAAUAAACAGCUAUCACUCUAGCAUAAUAAGAAAGACCUAAAUUAUUAGAUUAAUUGAAAUCUGUUAUAGAUAGAAUAACAUAAGUUUCAGAAUAAUUAAAAUUUGUUAAGCCAGAUAUCAAAUUAUCAUUUUUUAAUGAUGAUGAAGAAGGAGAUGAUCAUCCUCCUGAAAAUUAGAUUAAUACCAUCCCUUCUCAUCAAAAUACAUAACCUAUCAAAACUAAUGAAACCUCAACUAUUUAAUAAUUGAAAAAAUUAAAAGAGUAAGCUUAAAAAGAACAGGAAGAAGAAGAAGAAGAUGAAGAAAUGAUCUUAGAAAAAGCUAGAAAAUAUUUUGAAAAAGAAGCAUUAAAAGAAAGUUAGAAAGAAAAAUAAAAGCUUAAAUAACUUAAAGAAUAACAAAAAGUCUAAGAAAUUUUGCAAUAGUAUGAUUAAGAUUAAUAGGAAUUGAUUUAAUAAAAAUAGAAAAUGGCUCCAAAACCUAAACCACAUUCCAGAAACUAUAGAGAAUCAGAAGUAGAGAAGGAUGAUUAUGUUGAUAUCACCAAAUUUUAAUGA